ACCCGCCGCUUUCCGGCUGUCUCUCAGAACGAGAUCCCCCGGAGCACCCACUUCAGUCAGCUGUGUCUGUCGGGCCGCCGGCCGGACGGGGAGUCUGAAGCCGUGCGCGCCGCCGCCCUCCUCGCCGCGUCCGUCCCGGGGCUCGGCGAUGUGAGCUCGUGGACGCCGCAGUACCCCCUGGCCCAGGGGUUAAGGCGUGCAGCAGGUGCCUGUGAGGCGGGCGGGUGCCGGGGGCCGGCAGGAUGGAGGAAAGCAUGGAAGAGGAGGAGGUGCUCAUCUACGAGGCGAUGAUGGACGACCAGAACCACAACAACUGGGACGCCGCGGUGGACGGCUUCCGGCCCCCGGCGCCCCCCUUGUCGGUCUCGGUUGGGGCCCGGGAGCCCCCGGGGGGCCAGCUACUGGCGGUGCCCGCGCUCUCGAUGGACAGGAAAGGCCCCAAGGAGGGGACGCCGGGGCCCCCGCCGCCGCCGCCCCCCCCGCCGCCGCCGCCGCCGCCCCCGCCGCCGCCGCUGCCGGAGACCAACGGGGUGAUCAUGAUGCUCAAGAGCUGCGACGCGGCGGCCGCCGCCAAGGCCGCCCCGGCCCCCGCCCCCAGCUCGGCCAUCAACAUCAACACCUCCACCUCCAAGUUCCUAAUGAAUGUUAUAACUAUUGAAGAUUAUAAGAGCACAUACUGGCCAAAAUUGGAUGGUGCCAUAGAUCAACUUUUAACCCAGAGUCCUGGUGACUAUAUCCCCAUAUCCUAUGAACAGAUAUACAGUUGUGUGUAUAAGUGUGUAUGCCAGCAGCACUCAGAACAGAUGUAUAGUGACCUGAUUAAGAAGAUAACUAAUCACUUAGAGAGAGUCUCAAAGGAGCUGCAGGCCAGCCCUCCAGAUCUCUAUAUUGAAAGAUUUAAUAUAGCUCUUGGACAGUAUAUGGGAGCACUGCAGAGCAUUGUGCCUCUUUUCAUAUAUAUGAAUAAGUUUUACAUUGAAACCAAGCUUAACAGAGACUUAAAAGAUGACCUUAUAAAGCUGUUUACUGAACACGUUGCCGAAAAGCACAUUUACAGCCUAAUGCCUUUACUAUUAGAAGCCCAGUCAACACCAUUUCAGGUCACACCUUCAACUAUGGCAAAUAUUGUGAAAGGCCUGUAUACUCUCAGACCAGAGUGGGUUCAGAUGGCUCCAUCUCUAUUUUCUAAAUUUAUUCCAAACAUUCUCCCUCCGGCGAUGGAAUCCGAACUUUCUGAGUAUGCUGCUCAAGAUCAGAAACUUCAAAGAGAACUUAUACAAAACGGUUUUACAAGAGGUGACCAGUCCCGGAAGAGAGCUGGGGAUGAGUUGGCUUAUAACAGCUCAUCUGCAUGUGCAGGUUCCAGGGGCUACAGAUAGUGAAGGUGCGCAAUGACCCGUCCUCCAGAGAGAGGGCGCACUGGACCUGCAGGGACUGUUGGAGCGCAGCGGCCUGCACCACUCAGGAGCUCCAUCGCAAGGCUGUUCUUGGGAGAGGAUGCCAGAUUUCUUACUUUGGUUUGUAAUUUUAAAAAACAAAAACUUAACAAAAGACAAAGAUAUAAAAACACAGUUGCUGCUAGACUUCGGGGUGAUUUUGAAACGGGACAAUCUUCGUGAGUUUAUUUCCAAAUUCCAUGAGGAACAAGCAUCUUGGAAAGUGACUGACCGUUGCUAAGUGAAAUCCGACAGCCAAAAUCAGCAGCUUUCUCCAAAAAUAUAAGAGCGGAAGAAUAUUUUUUCUUUGAGGCACUUGGUUAUCUGUGGAUUUGGCACUUGAGCAUAUUGGUUUCACAUGUCAAGAUUCUUUUGCUUUAAAACCAAAUAGAUGAUUACAAUGCAGUAUUUUUCACUCAUAACCCAAACAGUCUGUUUAAAAAUAACAGUUGGUCUUUGUUUAGCCUUAGAAAGUCUUUGAAGGAAGUUGCUAACUCUGCUUUCACUACAACUUUCCCCAUCCGUUCACAACAUUUUUCUACUCUGUGCCUUGAGCUUUGUGCACUUUGCAACUGUGUGAUGGUGUUGUCAAACUCCCAAGUGAUUUCUGGAGAAGUUGGUGGUAUCGCAAAAUAACCCAUCAAGAUGGCAGGGGUGACUUGUCUUGGGAUGCUAUGAUUGGGACAACAGAAUUGCACGUUGGUCAGGCAGCCCAUGCCAUGCCAGCGUGUGCUUGUGUUCAGAUGAGGACCAAGUCAGAGUAUCUCCAAUCCUGCCCUCACCCCCACCUCAUUUCGCAGCCUCUGUCGGCUAGGGGUGGGCAGCACUGACGCACCAAAGCCCCUUGUAAUAUUGUGGAGCGUGCCCAACUAGGAGCUGCUUCCUGUGACACUCUAGGGAGCAAUAUAGCUGUUAAAACCAAAUAGAAUCCACAGUGUGGGGUUCCCGAUCCAUUUCAUUUUAAUGGGUGAGACAAGUACUUUACAAAAGUAGAGUCAUCUCUGCAGCUUCUUUCUGUGCUUUUGCGCAAACUAGAGAAGUUGCAGUGGUGUUUGAAGGCUUUCUUCCAGCCAUAGCAAAUUUGUAUUUUUGGUUUUGCCACACCCACAGUACUGUUUCAUAAAUCUCUGAGGCUUUUCCUCAUUUGUUUCCAAAAGUCAAGGAAAAAUAGAUGCGGCAAGGAAGACAGUUUUUUCUUUUCAGUUUUGCUUGAACAGUAAAUCAAGCAUAGGUUUCAGUCUGUCACGUUUCAUCAGAGGAAUAAUAUUUACCUCUUUGGAGAACUGGGAUGGAAACACCCCAGGGCUGCUGCUGCACUUGUGAUAGACAUGUUUCUCAUCUGCCUUGGCCAGUUCAGCAUGUCCUUUGCUGGGAGUGUGAUGGGCGAGUGAGAAGUUGGGAUAUGGAGACAAGUGAAUCAACUGAUGGAAGUCCUUCAUUUCUGAGAUUUUGUGCAAAGCAGUAAAAGGAAAAAGGUGGUCAGAUUUAUUUCAAGUUCUUACCAAGUAGGAUGGUAGGUUUUUUUGGAGGUUUGCAGUUGGGCUUGUGUUGUAGGAAAGUGUGCAGGCUAUCACCGUGACAUCACUGUGACACCUGCAUGGCUUCAUGAAUGCCAGAAGGAAUGCCCUUCUGUCUCAAGCCCUAAUGUUACUUUAGUCACUGCAGUUCUUGUUGGAGGCUUUUAAGUAACACUCAGAACUGAUGUCCUCUUGAGUAAUUUUAGUAAUAUUUCUGAAAGGAAUAAAAUUCAAACCUUUCUUUAAACAGGUGAAUUCUUCAAUAUCCUAAUAAUUCACCCAAGUACUUUUCUGGGAGAGAGCAUCCUAUUGGCCAAUGACAGAACGUUCCCUAUGAAAGCAUUAUAUUUUGAUGUGAAUUGACAUUAAAUUGGAUUUUAAUGCCAGUAAUGCUUUUGCAUUAAGUUAAUGGAAAAGUGUUUGUUUUUUUAAACCUGUGUAUUUCUUGAAGUUUUUGUAGUGACUAGCCAACUAUGGAUUAAGACUGGGUUCCACAAAGCCGUUAUUAGAAAGCAUUCAGAGUGAGGGGCACACAAGUGCCUAGUGCAUGUGUCCUGGUUCUGAAGCAUCUUGGCUCUUUGAGGUGCAUUGCGGUUUUUGAAAUUUUUCAUUUAAAUUGAAAUUGGCCUUGCUUAUUAAUUGAAAUUAUUAACAAAUUCUUAGUUUGCAGUGUGAAAGGAAAAAAAGUUGCCCUCCUCCCAUUUUGUAAAGACUAAGUACUGUUUGCCAAAAAGUAUUCACCUUUCAUGAUUACUUAUAGUCUUGUUUCCAUAAUAUGAUCGUUUUUCCACCAUAACCAAAUACAAGCUUUUAGCAAAAAUCAUUGAAGACAACAUUGUUCUUGCAGGUUAAUCAGUUAUAUCAAUUAUAUCCAACAUAUACACAUAAUUUGGCUAAACUAGCUGGUAUAUAUCUUGUGUCCUAAAACUAGACCCUUAUCAAUGAAGCCAGGUCUGUUAUCUUGAAAUAAUGACAUGUCAAAUAAAUAAAUGAUGGUUGCUUUGAGAAACGGUACGUAUUUUAAAGGUUGGCCUUAAACUUCAGUCAGUGUCACGUCUGAUGACCUCCGUUGCCACAGCUGCACCCUGGUCCAGCAGGAAUUACUACUUCUUUGGCUUUGGGGCAGAAAGGAGAGCCAGGUGUGGUGCAAGGUUGAUGAGAAGCAGCAUCAAUUUGGAUUGUGUGGAAAGGUUACUUGUUUCUUUCCCCUUCUACAGAUGUCCACAGCUCUCCUCCCACCCUGCCCCCUUUCAUUAGGAUGAGGCCCGUUUGUGGGGAGGUGGGAUUGCAAAGAAAUAGAUGGGUGCCUAUUGCCACAAACGCUGCACACGUCUCCAGUGCUCAUACAUGUCCAUCUGCCACUCUCCUCGCUGUAUGCCGUGCUUUCUGUCGGGUUGCAAAUUUGCACACAUAAGUAAUUCCUCAGGAAGAGUUUGUACAUGCAUCACCUCACAAUAUUCUGUACUGACCAAGGGAUAUAAGGUCUCAGCACAAAAUAAUUGGUUCAUAGUGGUCUGUACACCUGCUAGCAAAGGUAAUGGUGAUUCAGCAAACAGAAUUGGUUUCUGCAGUUAUUAUGUGAGCAGGAGCUCUUGUAUCAUAGUAUUGAAAUAACCUAUUGAAUCUUCUUGUAGACAGUCUGUGACUCCCAAAUUUUGUCAUCUUACUGAGGUUGCCUUUUUUUCUCUGUUUUUCCCCCGUCUUCCAGCAGUUAAUUAUUUCUGUGAUUUAUACAAGAGGUAUUGCCCUGGAGCUAAAACUCAGUUAUUAAGCAGUUAUUAUUAGAUUAACUGAGCAUUAUUUUAUGAAUGUACACUAAUCUGAGAUAUUUUUUAAAACAGCUAAAAAGCAAACAGAAAACCUUCAUUGGCUAACUCUCACCAUUGUUUAGAUGUUUUAAAUUGAAUCUUUUAUACUGUAUCCUUGAGCUUUUAGCUUGAAAUAUUAAGUUUACUUUUAUCCAAGUCUAGACCACUUGAAGGAACUUUAAAUUCAAGGUCAAAAUGUGAAUCCCUUGGUUGACACCAUAAGAAGUCCUUGGUUGUAAUUACUAUUUCCAGUAAGAUUGUGUAACAUGAAGUCCAUUUUUAUUAGAAGUUAGAAUGGAGGUCAUAGGAGUUCAUGGAGACAUGACUCUCCUAUUACUUUAAUCACGACUCUCCUAUUACUUUAAUUACCGUGUUGAAAUUCACCUCAUUUUCAGAUCACCAGAACACGUGAAAGGAGCCCUUUUUCUUCCCAAGGAAAAUGAUUCAUCUUUUGUCCCCUCUCCCUUUGGGUAUCUGUAGUCAUUAACACCCUGCCUCCUCCACUGUCCCAAGACCCUAAUUUGAACCUCUUCCAGAGCCCGGUGGCCUGAGUAGAAGUUCCUGCUUGUUGAUGGAGCGGCUGUAGGAGAACUGAAGAUAACACUGUUCAGAUCCUUUCCCAUAAGACCCUACCUAGCCUAUGCCACAUCCCUGCUGGUGGAAAGGAUCUUCAUUUCAGGCUGAACUGCACUGUCUAGAAAAUGUUAAUUGGUAACAGUUAUAGAAAUUUGGUAGUGUGGCUCUGGGGCUAAGAAUUCUGUGGUUUGGAGCAAAAUAAUUCUCACAUGUCAUUUCAAUGUUGUGACUGUACUAACUGCAGUCAGACUGGCUGUUCUCUUAGAGAGUGUAUUUUGUUAAACAGAUAGCAGUUUACUUGACUCUCAUGUGUCCUAUUGUCAAUAUUACAUCCUUUAAAUGUGAAGUUGUGGGGAGCUGUGGCUAGAAACAGGAUUGCUUCUACAUAAUUUGGAGAUCAAGUGCAGAUAAGGGGGGUUGCCAGCCACCAGCACAGCCAAAGCAAGAAUAAGGCAGUGAAGUCUUGGACCUGGUAGUGCUUGCUUGUCAGGUGGUAUGGUGAAUUCAGAACAAGUGUUCUGCACAUCAGCUCAUUUAUUAAUCCAAGGAGAACACAGUGGUUGGUGGAACCUGAGAUACAAAGCCACUGUCUUUGGCUUUUUCUUUUAACCGUGGUGGAUUUUGAAUCACUCCUUCUGUAUUAGGGUAUAUUUCUAUCACUCUAAAGUAUUGUGAUUAUUGAAAUAAAUCUUGUACAGAUA
Messenger RNA from Perognathus longimembris pacificus (Pacific pocket mouse), 6038 nucleotides. It is a transcript of the gene Cacul1, whose product is annotated as CDK2 associated cullin domain 1. Gene Ontology annotation, biological process: ubiquitin-dependent protein catabolic process. The record is from RefSeq and is a predicted model, not a curated record. The transcript has 9 exons. Gene Ontology annotation, molecular function: ubiquitin protein ligase binding. Bases 243 to 1379 code for a protein of 378 amino acids. Lineage: Eukaryota; Metazoa; Chordata; Mammalia; Rodentia; Heteromyidae.